AUGGUAUUGGCACAUUCCAUCAAUACUAACCCAAACACAAACACAAACACAAACAACACUUCUACCACUAGUUCCACCACUACUAUACCCAAUGAUUCAAAAAUAUUAUGUAUUAAUUUUAAUCAAGAUCAAGGAUGUUUUGCAAUAAGUCAUGAACAAGGGUUUUUGGUUUAUAAUACUGAUCCUAUCGAAUUACGAGUCAAACGAAAUUUCAUCGUCAAUAGUCAUACUACUUCAUCCAGGUCAAAUCAUAGCAAUGGCAGCAAUAGUAAUAACAAUCAUCGUAAUAAUAGUACAGGCAGUAAUGGAUCUGUUUCAUCACUGGGAUCCAAUAAUGAAACAACUUUGGGUUAUAAAUCGACCCAUAAAUCCGCAUCCGGAUCAGGAUCAGGAUCAGGAUCAGGGAUUGGUCAUAUAUCUAUGCUACAUAGAACAAAUUAUCUUGCAUUAAUAGGAGGAGGAGAAAAUCCUAAAUUCCCCAUUAAUAAAUUAAUUAUUUGGGAUGAUUUAAAAAGGAAAACUAGUUUACUGUUAGAAUUCGAUACUCCGGUUUUAAAUGUAUUAUUAUCUAGAGUUCGAAUUAUUGUUGUUUUAAUUGAUCAAAUUAUCGUAUAUGGAUUUGCUGCUCCACCGAAAAAAUUUCAAACUUUUAAUACGAUUAAUAAUCCAUUAGGUAUAGCUGAUUUAUCAGUUAAUAGUCAACAAUCAAAUGUUCAUUUAUAUAAUAAUUAUUCCCUGAAUCUGGCCCAAGCUCAAGUACUGGGAACUACUACUACAACGCAUUAUGAUUUUUCAAAACGGAAAAGUUUAUCACCAACAAAUUCAUCAAAUUCAUCAAGCACUUCAUUAAAAGAAAAUGGAACCAAUUUAACUACGUAUCCAUCACCAUCAUCAACAACUUCAGCUUCAGCUUCCGUAGCUACAAUAACUAAUACACCAGAGGCGGCAACCACAGCUAAUCCAACCACAGCAACAACAACAGCCACUACCACGGCUACCACCACCACCACCACCACUCUGGCUAAGCCAUUAGUCAAUGGAAUUGGAUCAUCUUAUCAAACAUUAGCAUUUCCAGGUCGAUCAAUGGGACAGAUCCAAAUUGUUGAUGUUGGCAAUAAUCACCAUAGUGGUACUAACAUUAAACCUACAAUAAAUAUUAUUAAAGCUCAUAAACUGAAUAUUCGAUGUUUAUGUCUCAAUAGAACGGGGACAUUAAUAGCUAGUGCUUCUAUUACUGGUACAAUAAUCCGUAUUCAUUCUACUAGAACAACGGCAUUAUUAUAUGAAUUCAGAAGAGGUAUAGAUCGAGCCAUUAUUACAUCGAUGAAAUUUAGUCAUGAUGAUAGUAAAUUGGCAGUUUUAUCUGAUAAACAUACUUUACAUGUAUAUAAUAUUGAUGAAACUCAAUAUCCAAAUGAUGGUGGCAGUGGUGGCACAAAAGAUGGAGGAGGAGGAGGAAGAGGACUGAAAAAUCGUCAUCAUUUAUUGAAUGGAUUAUUACCUUAUUUACCAAAUUAUUUCCAAAGUACUUGGAGUUUUUGUUCUGUUAAUACCAAUAAAUAUCAUACUUCCGAUUUGGAAGAUAAUCUGCAACAACAACAACAACAAUGGGUUGCAAAUGGUACAGGAGGAGGAGGAGUUGAUGAAGGAGUCAUUGGAUGGAGUGGUAAUGAUAGUAUAAUAAUUAUAUGGAAAUUGAAAAAAAUUUGGGAAAAAUAUGUUAUUGUUGAAACAGAAAAUCAUCAAUAUGAUUUAAUACGAUCAAGUUGGAAAAGACUUGAUAGUUAA
Candida albicans SC5314 is the source of this 1788-nucleotide messenger RNA. RefSeq lists its product as uncharacterized. NCBI's taxonomy places the organism in Eukaryota, Fungi, Ascomycota, Pichiomycetes, Serinales, Debaryomycetaceae. Gene Ontology annotation, molecular function: phosphatidylinositol-3-phosphate binding; phosphatidylinositol-3,5-bisphosphate binding; protein binding. Gene Ontology annotation, cellular component: cytosol; phagophore assembly site membrane; extrinsic component of membrane. Bases 1 to 1788 code for a protein of 595 amino acids. Gene Ontology annotation, biological process: nucleophagy; protein localization to phagophore assembly site; autophagy of mitochondrion. The record is from RefSeq and is a predicted model, not a curated record. The transcript has a single exon.